CACGAAUUUUUCUCCGCGGCACGCUUGGCGGUGCGUAGGUUUACCCCGCCUGAGUAAGUCCGUUCUGUGUAUGAAGGGUGCCGUGCUUGCAACGGAAUGCAGUCACAACCGUGUUUCCGAACGGAGAUUUCGUCGAGAACCUUCUGAUUCGCAACGAGACGGACUUCUUUUUCGACGGAGCACUUUCGCCGCCAGCCCCGCCUUCCUUUUGUAACCCACCCAGAACAACCAGUGAGGAGGAUUCACAGAUGCAAACGGGGGCUUUCCGCUAGCUAGGGUCAUGGACAACUUUGCAGAGACACCGAACGAAUCGUCGCCCGACGCGGCCAGAACGAGAAGCGAUGGCGGCUCAGGCGACCGGAGAAAGAGAGAGUCCAGCUCUCCCGCGGCCGCGGAGGUAAGCGGCAUGCGUGCUGCAGCCGUACCGAGGGGCGAGAGCAAGUCGCAGGACUCCGUUCUGGGAGGCCACGGUGUGCGUUCUCGCAGCGGUGGAGUCGGAGCGCCGUCCGGAGGCCUUUCAAUGCCGUUCGCGUCGCCGGAUUUCCCGAGCACCCCCAACUCAAUAUCUCAGCUGCUGACCAACCUCCCCAGCUCUGCACUCAUGCUGGAAGGGCUAGAAUACCCGUCCCCGCUGGGUUCAGGUAUCAUCAGCCCCCUCACUGCAGGCUCAGGUCAAAAACUGGGGCACAAACGACCAAUUUCCAUCUCCCCUCUCUCCAGCACCUCACAACUGGAGCUCAACAGUCUCAUGAGGUCCUCUCCAAGCUCGCUCAUCAACUGCAUAUCCUCGUCUCGAGGAGACUCGGCCAAUUCCAUUGGUCACCUCAGCCCCUCCCUCGCUACAAACAUCAACACUUCUCUCUUUGCCUCUCCGCACAAGGCACCAUUGUUUAGUCUUCGCAGCGGAGCUCACCCUCCCCCACUGAACGUGACGGCAUCUUUCCCGCUGACAACGACAGCCGGACCGUCUCCCGAACGUCGCAUGCAGAGCAGAGAAUCUGGAGGCAGUCGAUUUUCAAUCAAGCAGGAGCCUCUAGACGAAUCGGGCGCCUCCCAGGCCUCCAGAAAUGAGUCCAUGCUCCAGUUCAACACAAACAGUCAAGAGAGUGGAUUCAACUCCCAACCACGAGAGCUGGAAACACUCCACGAAGAAGACGAUAUUUUCUCCGACGACGAUAUGCAGACGGACCCCUCGAACAGCGACUGCUCUUCGCGGUACACCGGAGAAGGCGAGUCCCAGGACUCCAAACAAGGAAUACUGGACAGAAAACCUCGCAGGGUCUACUACAGCUAUCCUUCGGUUGAAGAGCCCCACAAUAACGUCUGUCAAUGGACUGGCUGCGAAACCCAAUGUCAGGACUUGAACGAUCUGGUCCGCCACGUCAACGCAGACCACAUAUACAGGGACAGCAAGAAGGAGUUUGUCUGCCAGUGGGCCAGCUGCGUGAGAGGCAAAAAGCCGUUCAAAGCACAGUACAUGCUCCUGGUUCACAUGAGAAGACACACGGGAGAGAAGCCACAUAGAUGCACCUACGACGGAUGCGACAAGGCAUACUCCAGACUGGAAAACCUUAAGACUCACCUCCGCUCGCACACUGGCGAACGUCCGUAUCUCUGCAAGUAUGAAGGUUGUGGGAAAGCCUUCUCAAACGCCUCAGACUGCGCCAAACACAUGAACAGAACUCACUCAUCCGAGGUAAGCUUGAGUACUGAAUGAGAGUAUUGCAGCAAUGGGCUUUAUACGCACAAAGC
This is a messenger RNA of Geodia barretti, 1752 nucleotides long. Lineage: Eukaryota; Metazoa; Porifera; Demospongiae; Tetractinellida; Geodiidae. The record is from the annotation of a GenBank genome assembly.